Molecule: messenger RNA, 1355 nt
Organism: Coffea eugenioides
Lineage: Eukaryota; Viridiplantae; Streptophyta; Magnoliopsida; Gentianales; Rubiaceae
Product: 5-amino-6-(5-phospho-D-ribitylamino)uracil phosphatase, chloroplastic
Exons: 11
Coding region: 81-1181 (366 amino acids)
Source: RefSeq, a predicted model, not a curated record
GCCUCGUGUCCUGGAUUCAUAUUCCGGACCCCCCGAGGCUUCUACUCACCAUUCUUUUCUGGUGAGUGGUUGAAUUGAACAUGGAAAAUGCUCUGAGCUGCACCAGCUCCUCCUCCGCGCCUAUUCUCCACCACCCUCUCUCUUCGGCGUCGUUCACUCCUCAGUUUUCUUCACAGCUCCGACUAUCGAGACUUAAACGUUCAAACUCAGUAGGCCAGCAUCGGAAUCGUUCCCUGGUCAUAAGCAAGGCUUGUGGGCCCCAAGGAAAUGGGUUCCCAAUUAUCCCCACCAGGAUUUUCAUCGAAGAGGCAAUUGGAGCUGAAUAUGGAGAGGGAUUUGAGACUUUUAGACCAGAUGGGCCCCUCAAAAUCGAUGUGGAUUUCUUGAAUGAUAGGCUGCAAGAAGGUUUUCUUCAGAGAAUUCGUUAUGCCAUGAAACCUGAUGAAGCAUAUGGCCUUAUCUUCUCUUGGGACAAUGUGGUGGCUGAUACUCGAGGUUUGAAGUUAAAUGCCUGGAAAAAACUUGCCUCAGAGGAAGGAAAGGAGUUUCCUGAAGACGAUGAAAUACAAAGACUCAUGCUGUAUGCUGGUGCUGAACAUGUUUUACAUAAGGUUUUGCUCUGGGAGAAGGCAGAGAAUGAUAUGGACAGAUUAAAACUGAGACUUUCGCAGUUAUAUUAUGACAAUCUUCUCAAGCUUUCAAAACCAGUCGAAGGACUAAAAGAUUGGUUAGAUGCAGUGUCAACUGCACGCAUCCCUUGUGCUGUCGUCUCAAGUCUUGAUCGGAGAAGUAUGAUUGAGGCGUUGGAAAGGAUGGGUCUUAUAAAGUAUUUUCAGGCAGUUGUGGCCGAGGAAGAUGGUAUGGAGUCCAUAGCGCACAGGUUUCUUUCUGCUGCAGUGAAGUUGGACAGGAAGCCAUCGAAGUGUGUGGUUUUUGAAGAUGAUCCUAGGGGGAUAACUGCUGCUCAUAACUGUACAAUGAUGGCUGUAGCAUUAAUUGGUGCUCACCCAGCGUAUGAGCUACAGCAGGCUGACCUUGCGGUCGCUAGCUUUACUGAGCUCUCUGUUAUCAACCUUCGAAGAUUGUUUGCGCAUAAAGGUUCCUCUUUCAUGGACAUGCAGAAGCAAAUAAUCGAGAAAUCUCCUCCUAGAAGGAAGCUUACUAUUGACACAAUUUUCUAACUGCAGAGGGAAUCGUCCUGUUCUCUAUUGAUAUCAAGUGACGCUUAUGUCCUGAUUCUUUUCCGUCAAAAUUGAUAUACUACUCUCUCUCGAAAUCGAUAGUGUGAUAUGUUUCACUUGUACAGAACACAUUCAUUGUUAAAAAUCAUAGGAAAGCAGAUUAUUUCUUCGUUA